GCCAUUGAAUUCAGCUUCUGUGAUUGGCUCGUUACAGCAGCCAGUCACUAAGAAGUUGUUUUUCUCAGAAUCCUUUUGGAAGCUUCUCGGAAAGCAGGAAAAUACGCAAAACUCAAAUACGAGAUUGUUGUUGUUGUUUUUCACCUCAUCCCAUUUCUUUAACGUUAGGUGAACUAUCCUAGACGAACAGCUACGAGAUCGUCUGACUUCAAGAGACCAGCUAAACUGAGGGGUAAGUGAGGCUUUGUCGUUGUUUUGGCUUAUACUCCUUCAUGGCUGGUGUUAUAGAGCGACUAGACUAAUCCUUUGCACGUGAUAGGUUGGUUGUUUAUUUCAACCCCAUUCCAAGGGUCCUUUCUUUCAGGACGUCGAUGAAAUCGAUGAUUGGAAAAUCAAUCGAUGCCAAUCGAUUUCCGGUUAGUUAAUUGACAUUGAGUGGCAUUGAUCGAUCGAUAGCCAGUCGAUAAUCACUCAAACGUGGUCGCGAACAUGCUAUCGAUUGCCAUCGAUGCGGACUCGCCUUGUGAAUCGUGAUUGCGAUACUUUUCGCUCUAACAAGUGCAUCUUUUAAGAGAUUUCUCUCUCUUGUGUGAUACGCUCGGAGGUUCUGUUUAGAUGGUGCUAAGCAACGGCUGGUUUUUUAUCGUAAUCCAGUUAUUAAUAAACAUCUUUCUAACGUCACGCGCUGAGGGAUGUAUUUUGUGACAGAUGUUGUUCUCAUUGGUGUAACGAGGUGGUCUGGGAUGUGAUGGUAAGAGGUAAUCUCACCGAAUCACCAUAACGUUUUGCUCCAUUGCUUAGUGAACGGUGUCCAUACAUUAGAGGACAGAAAGAAAGUGUAUUUGGUACUGGGAUGACAUUGUCAUUGCCGUCAGGAGAUGGACCUUCUUCGAAGUAUUUUAGAAGGUCGUUGUCAUAGUUUGCAUGCCUUAAUAAGACCGUCGAUUUCAAUUCUUCACGAAUCUCGUCAGCCGGCAGGGGUAAUUUGCAGCUGCUGUUUGAGGCGUGAAAACCGUAGUUUUCAUACUUUUCAAGCUGUUGAGGGGAAGUUAGAGGUCUUUCCCAAUUUCGCCUCCCUUUGCUUUCCAAGAAAGGUAGACAAAUUUCUUAUUUAAUAAUUACCUACCCGCUCGAAUAGUUGUUUGGUGAUCGAAGUUGCUACUUUCCUAUUGGUGGGCCCAUCAGCAAUUGAUUGAUCGACUGAUAUUUCGAUCAUCGAUAUCAACGAUUGUUCAGGUCCUGUUUCUUUUCAUUCAUAUAUAGUGUCUAAUAAAAGGCUUUCGAUAUAUUAAAAUUCAGCUUGAACGUCUAGAGGCAAAAACAAGAGAAAUGAAUAAACAUGCUCAUUCAAUUUCUUUAGUUUGUGUUCUCUAGACCUCGCUCCCAAGCUCAAUUUAAAUGUAUAGAGCACAGUCUGUUGUGAAAACAGACAUAUGCUUUGUAUUUAAAAUAGCAUAAAUUAAGACACUGGGUGCAAACAAAUAAGAUUCUCGAGUGUUUCUUGAAUAGCCAAGUUGGGAAAAUAUGUGCCAUCCCAAAGGUCUUUCUCGCAUAAUUUCAUCUUCGCAAUAAAAAAGUUCAAAAAUACUAAUUUGCCAUCCUCUAGUCUCCCUUAAAAUUCAGUAGCGUCCCAACUGUAAUAGACGACUUUCUUUGUACGCUGUUGGUCGUCAAAGCUGUAUAGUUCCUGCGUUACACAUUUAUCACGUUUUCUCUUGCUCUUUUCUCUUUUCAGGAAAGCCAAAUUGCUCAUGUGUUCAACUUAAAAAUUCUUCCUUCAGCAGGGUCUUUCACGACGAUGAAAUCGCUUUCUCCAGCCAAACAAGUUCUGCUCCUAGAUAACGUGGACCACGUGAUUGAAAAUUGAAAAUAAAAAUGCGGUCAUCGCGCAAGAGAUGUUACAGUGAAGUUACUGAUUCCAAGAGAAGAAGAGAGCCUGAAGAAAGAAGACGAAGAAGUGAGGGAGCUGAUUUGCCACGUGAUUCACGGGGACACUCUCCAAAACGACGACGGACAACAGAUGGGAGAGUAGAGGCAGGUUGGGUGGGGGGAACUCAAGGAGAAGAAGACCCAUCACCUCUUGGGUACAAGGCCUUGGAGGAAAUUUGUCAUUCAAAGGCUCCUGAAGAUGGAAUCUUGGAACUCGCUAUCAAGCGUGAAAGAUUCGAAGCACUGCUGAAAUCAAGCGAGAUAAGACGUGAUCUGAUGCAGCUGAUUAUUCGGGCUAUUCAUCUUUGUUGUUUACCAAACGGGGUACGACAUCACGCCGAAGACAUUCUACGUCUGGUAAUUGAAACGAAGUUUCUGACUGUACACGUGUCGAGUUUCAUCAGUCGAAUGUUAUCGUAUGUAGGAUCAAGCCGAGAAGAGUUCCAACCCUCUGAUACAAUCUUGCGUUUGGCGAAGGUCUUUCUUGAAUUCUUGCAAAGAUUUGGACGCGAAAUUGUGCACUCCAUUCCUGUAUUUCAACUCGAACAUACCGUCGCGGAACUGAAAGCUAGAAGGCUUUUACAGAACACAGCUACGUUGGAAAACAGAGUCCGUCAAGUCAAAGAAUUGCAUAAAAAAGUUACCGAUGAAGAAUUCGAUUCUGUGUGGAGAAAGGAAGAAGAAACCGAAGAUGAGCCCCCUUGCAGUUUUAGAGAACUUAGCGUUUUUCCACAAGCUGCAGACCUUAGCGUGACCUACCAGCCCUUCCUUCGCGUCAAUGUUGUUAGACGUCGUUACAGGGACCUGGAACACUACUUAGACGUACAGUUUCGGCUUGUCAGAGCAGACUUCAUUUUGCCUCUGCGCGAGGGAAUCCAUCAGCUUCGAAAGGACUACGGUGGCCUGGGAAGUAGUGGUACCCACGACAGCAAGGAAACAAAAGACGUGCAGUUCUACCGUGACGUCACAGUGCUGUAUCCCGUAUGUAGUGCAAAGGGAAUGGUUUACAGAAUCCGGUUCGACGCGUUUCACCACAGUGUGAGGAACAUCCCAUGGGAGAAGUGCAAGCGUUUGAAGUUUGGGUCCCUUCUCUGCCUUUCUGCUGACGACUUCUACACUCCGCUGUUUGCGACAGUCGAGAGUCGAGAUCCCAAAGAACUUUGCUCCGGCGAGCUUGAUGUUCGAUUUGAAGGCGUAGAGCUCGAUAAAUUGAAUCGUUUUAUCGAGGACAAGACGAAAUUUGACAUGGUAGAGUCUCAAGCCUUCUUUGAAGCGUACAGAUACGUUUUGGAAACGUUAAAAGAAAUCAAACCUGAUAGCCUGCCUUUCCAAGAGCACAUUGUAGAGUGCAAACAGGAUGUUGAUCCUCCAGAUCAUGAGCGUAAAACACAAGGCUUUUACGACAUGAGUGGUAUAGCAAAUGAUGAUGUGAAUGGCAGCAAUGAUGAUUUGAUGUUGCCGUCGGAGGACGAAAGAAUGGAUUCCUACAGAGAGGGUAGCCUAUCCACCGAUGGCGGAAUUCUUCUAAAUGCCUACGACUUGCGACGCUACCGAGACAGCCUGGGUUUCAACGACUCACAGCUGCGAGCGUUCCAGUUAGCGCUGACCAACAGGUUUGCCAUCAUUCAAGGACCGCCAGGGACUGGGAAGACUUAUGUGGGUUUAAAGAUUGCGCGUGUUCUUUUGGACACAGCCUCGCUCUGGGAGGACGAGGAAGACCGGUCACCAAUCUUGAUGGUGUCGUACACGAACCACGCCUUAGAUCAGUUUCUGGAAGGGCUGUUACCGAUGACAGGGAUUGUUCGCGUCGGUGGACGUUCUAAGAGUGAGAAGCUGGAGCCCUGUAUGCUCAGAUUUCUUCGAGAACAGGCUCGUGAAAGUAGAGAAAUCCCAGGGAGGAUAGCUAGAGCGAGGACAAAAGCUCGAAAGAAAAUGAGAGAGAUUAGAGAAAAUGGACAGCUGGAGCUGUCCAUAAAAGUGCUGAAGUAUUCGAGAAGAGGAAUCAUGUCUUACCACGUACUGAAGCAGUUUAUGUCCGAGCGUCACGCUAAAUGGUUUGAGAAAGAAUUUGAGAGACACGACAAAAGAAGCGCUUCUGAUCUGUUCUGCGAAUGGCUUGGCGUAGAAAGACGUGUGGCUGCUAAAGAUUUCAGAGACCGAGAUGAUUAUGGUCCCCACAAGGACGAUUUCCAGAUGCAGGUAUCCUUUCGGAGCUUCGCAAACGAGGACGAUGUCGAAGAAGACGAAACAAGCAAUGCCAUCAAGCCUUCAGAAGUGGUCAUUUGUGAAACCGAAGACACCAGAAAGCCCACCGAGCUACGCAAAAAUCUUCAAGGUACGGAAACCAUGUCUGAAGACGAAGAAAAGUGUGCAUUCCUUUCUCAGCGUCUAUCGCAGCAGCAUCGCUGGAAUAUUUACAGACUGUGGAUGGAAAGAGCCGAGAAACACUAUUUGCAGCAGGUACAGACGAACCAACCUGAGUACGAAAGGUUGUCGGCUCGCACGAGUGAGUUAACUCAAGAGGAGAACUUGUUUGUUCUUCAGAAAGCACGUGUCAUUGGCAUGACAACUACAGGCGCCGGUAAGCACCGCCGAAUUCUCCAGCGGAUUCGCCCCAAAAUCGUCCUGGUUGAAGAAGCUGCUGAAGUACUGGAGGGUCAUAUUAUUACGUCAUUGACACAGGGAUGCGAGCACUUGAUUCUAAUUGGAGAUCACCAGCAACUGCGACCAACCCCUGCAGUCUAUGAAUUAGCCAAAAAGUACAAACUGGACGUGUCGUUAUUCGAGAGAAUGGUGAAAGCUGGAAUUCAGUGUGAGAGGCUGUCCGUUCAGCAUCGCAUGAGACCUGAGAUCGCUGCCUUGAUGAAGCACAUCUACGAAGAUCUGGAAAACCAUGAGUCAGUGGAGAAAUAUGAAGACAUCAAAGGAAUGAAGAAGAACAUGUUCUUUAUCGCCCACAACUAUUUAGAGAUGUCUUGCGAUCAGACGCACAGUCAUGUUAAUGAGCACGAGGCUAGGUAUCUAGUGGCGCUGUGUCGUUAUUUACUACAGCAAGGCUACAGAGCCCAUCAAAUAACACUUCUGACAACCUACAUGGGUCAGAUGUUUGCCAUUAGAGAAUUCCUCCGAGAGGAAGAGGAUCAAGCAGUGAGAAGUGUCCGAUUGACGACAGUUGACAACUUUCAAGGUGAGGAAAACGACAUCAUUCUUCUUUCUCUCGUGCGCAGCAACAAAACCGAGAAAGUUGGCUUCAUCAAGGUUGUAAACCGCGCAUGUGUGGCGCUCUCUCGGGCCAAGAAGGGUUUCUACUGCAUUGGAAACUUUGCUCUUCUCUCCAGACACAGUGACAUCUGGGGUAAGAUUGUGGCGGAUUUAAAAGCGAGUGAGAGCAUUGGAAAGAGUUUGCGACUUGUCUGCCAGAUUCAUGGUGCAGAAGUGUCGGUGAAAUCAGCCAAAGAUUUCAAGGCCAGAGUCCCUAACGGGGGAUGUGAGCGUCUAUGUAAGGUGCGCCUGGAGUGCGGUCACUCUUGUAAACAGCGAUGCCAUCCUUAUGACGUUGAGCACAAGAACAACAAAUGUGUGGAACCUUGCCUCAGAAACAUCAAAGGCUGUUCUCACCCAUGUGUCAAGCUUUGUUUCCAAGAGUGCGAAACGAAUUGCCAAGUUAUGGUGCAGAAAGCGCUACCAUUAUGUGGACACACCAACACAGUGAGAUGCGGCGGUGACUUAAACAGAGUUCACUGUAAGGCACAGUGUGAGAAGGUGCUUCGAAAGUGUGGCCAUCGGUGUCAAAAGCGCUGUGGAGAACCCUGCACGCAAAAUUGCCAAACGCUUGUGAAGAAAACUGACUGGCCAUGUUGUCACGAUGUGAGGGUCGCCUGCUCUACCUCCCCAGUGGAUUGCCCAGUCCGGUGCUCGGCUGAUUUAGAGUGUGGUCACCAGUGUUCCGGAACAUGCGGCGAGUGUCGAAUGGGACGAAUUCACAAACGAUGCAGGUCCAAGUGUGGUCGCCUAUUGGUUUGUUCUCAUGAAUGUACAGACUCCUGCAUUAAGGCCUGUUCACCAUGUUCCAGGAAAUGCGAAAACCGGUGCCACCAUAGCGAUUGUAAAAAAACGUGUGGCGAGCCAUGCGUGCCGUGUCGCGAGACGUGCAUGUGGGAAUGUCGUCAUUACAAGUGUUCGAGGCUGUGUGGAGAGUUAUGCGACAGGCCAAGAUGUAACGAACCGUGCAAUCAAACCUUGGUUUGUGGAAGAGGCCGCCAUAUUUGUCGCGGUUUGUGUGGAGAACUGUGCAUCUGCGCUCUUUGCGAAAAGAAUGAUGAUUAUCCAAUUACAGAGAUCUUCUUUGGCGAGGAAGAUGAGGACGAUACGCUUUUCGUUCAACUUCCAGACUGCAAACACAUUUUUGCAGUGGCAGGUCUGGACAGAUACAUGGACAUGUCGGAGGAUGAGAAUCAGGUGAUUCAACUCAAGUCCUGUCCUCGCUGUUCCACUCCCAUCCGAACGAGUCUGCGAUACGGCAAUGUCAUCAAACAGCGGCUACAAGACAUAGAGAAAGUGAAGGUGCGCGCAAAUGGUCAUCCACGCGAAAUGGAUGAAAUAAGGAAAAGAUUGCAAACUCGUCUGGCAGACCUAGAGAGGAUUUUUAAUGGCGAGAAUGAAAUGACAGAGUGGAGGAGGUUAGAGCGAAGUGUAGAGCGAAUGACCAAAGCAACAGUCGCGUCAGUGACUGAAAAUCAAGUGACGUUGAUGGAGAGGUUUUGUGUUAUGAACCAGAAGUUGAAUCGGCACCUUCUUGAGCCCCGCGGAAAACCGAGCGCCUAUAUUCGCGUGGAAGGUCUUUCUGUACAGAGGGAAUUGGAGCAUCUGAGAAAACGUUUUAUGUCCCAAGGAGUUACAGAGAGAGAACUUCGAGACAUCAACGUAGAAUUCAGCCGACAAAACCUCCAACUCGAGCUGUGUUUGUUGCGUCAUGACGUAAAGAACGUGGGCCUAAAUCUAAAGACGAAGUACCUCGAUAUGAUGUCGGUUGUCCAAAAUGAACUAUCCAGCGGUAGACCAGUGGAAGAGGAGAGACUGGACCGGAUGCUGCAGGAGUUGGGUGCUAUCAGGCAAGCCUACCGCUUCCUCUCGCCAAUAACGCCCGAAGAAAAGAAAGAGAUCGUGUCUGCGAUGAACCUGUCUCAAGGUCGUUGGUACAAAUGCCCCCAGGGACAUGUCUACACGAUUGGCGGGUGUGGACAAGCCAUGCAGCGAAGCACGUGUCCUGAAUGCAGGGUUGUGAUUGGUGGAACAGACCACCGAUUGAUUGAAGGAAAUAUGCCGGCGUUCGAGAUGAACAACACCAGAACGAGGUUUGGUCACCGCCAACAGAAUUACAGAUAAACAGUGUUGGCGUUAAUUGUAACAAUUGAUAAAUUAAGGGAGCUAUGCAAUGGCACGAAAUUUUCAACCAUUUUGUGAUGUACAAAAUUACUUUUAAUAGAGAAAACCUAUAACAGUCUAAGGUAAAAAUAGCAAUUAAUCGAGAGAAAA
This is a messenger RNA of Orbicella faveolata, 7464 nucleotides long. RefSeq names its product NFX1-type zinc finger-containing protein 1-like. Gene Ontology annotation, cellular component: nuclear RNA-directed RNA polymerase complex. Gene Ontology annotation, molecular function: helicase activity. NCBI's taxonomy places the organism in Eukaryota, Metazoa, Cnidaria, Anthozoa, Scleractinia, Merulinidae. The record is from RefSeq and is a predicted model, not a curated record. Gene Ontology annotation, biological process: regulatory ncRNA-mediated heterochromatin formation.